Messenger RNA from Phragmites australis (common reed), 2709 nucleotides. Its product is annotated as zinc finger CCCH domain-containing protein 67-like. The transcript is spliced from 2 exons. NCBI's taxonomy places the organism in Eukaryota, Viridiplantae, Streptophyta, Magnoliopsida, Poales, Poaceae. The record is from RefSeq and is a predicted model, not a curated record. Gene Ontology annotation, molecular function: metal ion binding; protein binding. The coding region runs from base 107 to 1915 and encodes 602 amino acids.
CAAAACCCAACCCAACCAAAACCGGAAGCACAAACUCCCUUUCCCCUCCCUCGCUUCCCUUUCCGCCAUUUCGUCGAACACCUCCUGCGAUCGCGCGCCGCCGCCCAUGGCGGAGCCCUCCGACGUGGAGGCAGCGGCAGCGGCAGCGGCGGCCGUCUCGGCGAUGCUCCUGGAGCUCGCGGCCGAUGACGACGCGGCGGCGCUCGGGGAACUCCUCGCCGCGCACCCGUCCCUCGCCGACGAGCCCGCACCGUGGUACUCUCCGGCGCGCGGGGCGGAGCCCAUGACCCCGCUCAUGGUCGCCGCCGCCUACGGGUCAGUGGCUUGCCUCGACGUCCUCCUUUCGCCGCCCCACCUCGCUGAUCCCAACCGCGCCUCCUCGUCAUCCCUAUCCACGCCGCUCCAUCUCGCCGCGGCCGGGGGCGCCGCCUCGUCUCCCGCCGCCGUCUCCCGCCUCCUCGCCGCCGGCGCCGAUCCCACCCUCCUCGACCACCUCCACCGCCGGCCGUCCGACCUCGUCGCUCUGCCCCCCAACUCGCUCCCCCUCAAGAACCACCUCCUCUCCCUCCUCGGCGCCCGCAAGGAGUGGCCGCCGGACCCCUCCCUCCCCGAUAUCAAGAACGGCGCCUACGCCUCCGACGACUUCCGCAUGUACUCCUUCAAGGUGCGCGCGUGCUCGCGGGCCUACUCCCACGACUGGACGGAGUGCCCCUUCGUCCACCCUGGCGAGAACGCGCGGCGGAGGGACCCGCGCAAGUACCACUACAGCUGCGUGCCGUGCCCGGAGUUCAAGAAGGGGGCCGGCUGCCGGAGAGGGGACAUGUGCGAGUACGCGCACGGGGUGUUCGAGAGCUGGCUCCACCCGGCGCAGUACCGGACGCGGCUGUGCAAGGACGGCGUCGCGUGCGCGCGCCGCGUCUGCUUCUUUGCGCACACGCCGGAGGAGCUCCGGCCGCUGUACGUCUCUACGGGGUCACGCGGAGCGAUGGAGAUGGCGGCGGCGAUGGGGAUGGGGCUGCCGUCGCCGGGGGCAUCGUUCACGCCGCCGCUGUCGCCGUCCGGAGGGGGCAGCGGCGUCGCGGGCGCGUGGCCACAGCCCAGCGUGCCGGCGCUGUGCCUGCCCGGGAGCGCCGGGAACCUGCACCUGAGCCGGCUGCGCACGUCGCUGAGCGCGCGCAGCAUGGCGGUUGACGAGCUGCUGGCUGCGGCGGACUACGAAGGUCUGGUCGGGUCGCCAGCUUCCGUGCGGUCGGCCAGGGGAAAGACACUCGUGCCGUCAAAUUUUGACGAUCUGUUCUCCGCUGAGAUGGCAGGCGCCGCGGCGUCUCACUCGCCGCGGUACGCAGACCAGGGCGGCGCUGCUUUCUCGCCGACACGCAAGGCCGCCAUGCUGAACCAGUUCCAGCAGCAGCAGAGCUUGCUAUCUCCUCGGGCCACGGCGGCCGCGGUUAUCCCAGAGCCAGUGUCUCCGAUGAGCUCCCGGCUGCUCGCAGCCCUUGCGCAGCGGGAGAAGAUGCAGCAGCAGACGCUGAGAAGCGUGAGCUCUCGAGAGCUUGGCUCGGGCGCCUCCCUCCUGGUCGGCUCACCAGUGGGCUCUAGCUGGUCCAAAUGGGGAAUUCCUUCCGGCACCCCAGAUUGGGGUGCCGACGAUGAGGAGCUCAACUGCCUCAGGCGGUCCUCGUCGUUUGAACUCCGGAGCGGUGCGAACGGCGAUGAGCCAGACCUUUCAUGGGUCAAUACCCUGGUGAAGGAGCCAACGCCGGAGAAGCCGUCCAUCAACGGGACGACAGCAAUGGAGUCCAUUGGCACUUUGGGUCAGACAGCAAGUCAUGAUGAAAUUGGUGCUGAGGACCACACCGCUCGGGUCAUCGGCGGCUGGCUUGAACAGCUCCAGCUGGAUGAGAUGGUAGUCUAGAAAAAACACAAACACAGAUGAAACAAGAAAGGUGUCAAGGUUUCCACAAUUCUCCACGAGAAAUGGAGGAGUUGAAGCCUGGUCAAUUUGUAUCGAAUUGCCGGCUUGGCCAGGUGAAAAUUCUCUCCCUGUAUUUCUCCCUGUACCUUCCUUCCAUCUUUUGCUGAUCAUUCCCAAAGGUGACCUCGUCUCUCUGAGGACUGUGAAUUAUGUUUGGUAGCACUAGUGUCUACUUGCCCCCAUCCUAUGCUUCUUGUGAAGGAGUAUGAAGGGAGAGGAGCCUUUCUUGCAUCAAAUGCUUCUGAGGCCUGUCAUGGCUCAUGAUUGUUGUAUACACCCUACUCGGAACCGGCUUCUCUAACCUGAUGUAGGGAAGGCCGGGUGAACAGUAAUCAUGACGUUUUUGUGUGAACAGGGCGCAGGAACAGUUGUCCGAUAAACAAGAAGUCCACAGACAUCGCCCAUGUACAGUACCCUGUGAGCAGUGAUCCAAUGAACAAUAACACGGUGACCAGUGACUUACAGCAAAUCACUGUUUAUCAAGACACAUAAUACUGUUUGCGUUAGUGUUCACUGGUGCCUUUCCUUCAGGAGGUUCCACCCUACUGUUGUACCACUACUCAAUUCGUGACUGAUGUAAAGUGCCCUACUGUUGUUGUUGAACUCAGAAUCCAUGAUUUGUGUAAAAUGCCUUUAUUGUUGUAGUAACAAGGUUAAGCUAUUCUGUUCCUUAAAAUACUACAAAAAUGACUACAGGUGUGUGCUGAUGCAUCUUUGCAACAUCACAUCACUUA